Molecule: messenger RNA, 2153 nt
Organism: Phlebotomus papatasi
Lineage: Eukaryota; Metazoa; Arthropoda; Insecta; Diptera; Psychodidae
Exons: 6
Coding region: 412-2034 (540 amino acids)
Cellular component (GO): sarcolemma; dystrophin-associated glycoprotein complex
Source: RefSeq, a predicted model, not a curated record
GAGGAUGGAGUAGCGCGCGCACCGACUACCCAACAGAAAUGUAUGAAGUGCCAUAAAACUCUUGUGUUCGCUCGACUUGGUUGACUGCUUGGAAUUUUGUGUUCAGUUGAAGUUGGUCCGUUGAAGUGGAAGCACAAAGUUAUUAUUUUCUUUACCCCAAGUUUGUUCGUGAACCGUAAUCAGUAUUUUAUUGUGCAAAAUAAACCGAACAUCAGUUGCGAGAAUGACAAAAGUGAUUGGGUACGAAAAAAGAAAUCGAUGACAUUGAAAUAUCAAAGUUAAUAUUGAAGUGAUCAAUUCUGUGGAAUACUUUAAAUAAAAUCUAGUUGGAACCCUCGGAAUACGAAAAAAACAGCCCGUGUAUCAAGGUACACAAAUGGGUGAAAAACUUGAGCUGGGGCAGCUGAAGCAAUGACAUCAACAAUUAAUGUUGCAGACAAGCUUUCCCGACCAAUCAGUGCCUAUGACAAUUUGGGCAAGAGUGAGGUGAAGAAGUGUGCCAGGGUAUCUCUGGAUGGGGAUGUAGUGAAGAAUGGGGGUUUUCCCUUCACAGAAAUCACAUUUAAGUUUGAUGACAUUCCUACCAGAAGAGUGAACGCGAGUGAGAGUGACGUCAUGGGGAGGAGUGAUGCUGGAGAUGUGACGCUUCAAGAGAGGCGGGAAGGUCAGACGGUGAGAGAUGAGAGAAGUUCUCCACCUGGAAGUCAGUGUGAAAAGCGCGAUGCUGACAAGAGUCAGUAUGUGAAUCUCAGUGAAACGGUGCAAAGUGAUGAACUGAGGCGUCAGAAUCACAAAACCUCUAUCAGUAGUGCAAAAUCGAAUUUUUUCGGUCUCAACGGCACCACAGAAUCUGGCCAGGAGGACAAGGGUGUUGUCCCCAGGCGCCGAAUAAGGCUGAAGAUGGACGAUGAUGAGGAUUCUGAGGAGUAUGGGGAGGAAACGGUCAAACUCCUCCCGGAAGUUCUCAAUACUUUCAAUACUCCUGCCAAUGCUUCCUCAUCCAAUAGUUACCAAAAUAUUCCCCUGAACAGUCACAAAUUCCAACAGCAGCUCAGCUAUGUUCAGGAAAUGAAGCUUGUGGAGUCAUCGUCAUCCUCAGAGUCCCCUGGAAAGAGUGAUGUCAUUCCCAGGAUUAAGAAUCAUGCAAGAUCCUCCUCACCAGACUCAAAUUCUCAUCGUCUCAGUCAACCUUCGCAGGCAGUUUAUAUGGCCACAACAGUGCCCCAAAAUAUGAAACCUCCACAAAUUACAGGACGCCAUGUCCCAACCAGAUCGAGUUUGAGGCACUCUCGAAUGCUGGUGGUCAAUAAGAAUUUCAAAGAUAAUGGGAAGCCAAAUCCAUUGAAUUUGCGCCAUCCAAAGUGGGGGAAAUUCUGCUUGGUCCUCCAGAUUUUGGCUGGGAUUAUGGCUAUUGCCAUUGGGCUGUGGCUGCUUCUUUGGGCUCCGAGUACGAGGCUUCAGGACAAUCCCUACUGGAAUGGAUUGAUUUUGAUUAUUUGUGGCUCCCUGGGCUGCUCCCUGCUGGACUUCAAACGUGCUCCACGUAGUAAAUCCCGCGAAAUGUGCUUCCGAAUCAUGAAGAUAAAAUUCAGUGUCUGCCUCCUUCUGGCCACUUUGGCUUCCCUUCUGGCCACUCUCUUCCCAGCCGUCCAUUUGGGUGCCUUGUCUGCCUCCUCAACAAACUGUCUUCCCUCCAACAUCUUCACCGUCAGCUCCACAUGCGUCUGUCUGUUCGGAAGACGCAAUGAGACCACAGAUCAUCUGGAAAUCCUCAAGCAUACAAAUGGAGACUCCCCUGAGGAUCCAGAAAGAGCCUUAGCGGACACUGGAGGCACAGAAUUUCACUACAGGGACCUCAAUUGCCGAGAAGUCGAAGGACCUUUCAGAUACAUCCUGAUGGGAUCCAUCGUUACAAAUUUAAUCGGAUUUGUAGCUGCAGCUGCUGUGCUGAUUCUCUACUGGACAGGGAGACGACAGAGACGAAGAUAUACCGUUGAGGAUCAUCAUCCGGCAAUUACUCAGCUUCCGGAAUGAAAAAAGUGUGAUUUAGAUGGUUUUUUCUGGGAUUCGACAAUUUUGUAAGGUAUUUUUUCAAUACAUUGACCUUCUCCAAAGGAUUCGGUUUCGCGAAUGCUGAGGAGAAAAAGAAUUAA